Messenger RNA from Ooceraea biroi (clonal raider ant), 11259 nucleotides. RefSeq names its product Protein tyrosine phosphatase 69D (gene Ptp69D). Gene Ontology annotation, molecular function: protein binding; protein tyrosine phosphatase activity. Lineage: Eukaryota; Metazoa; Arthropoda; Insecta; Hymenoptera; Formicidae. The record is from RefSeq and is a predicted model, not a curated record. Gene Ontology annotation, biological process: protein dephosphorylation.
GCAUAGCUCGCUCGCCUUCUCACCCCGUUACCCCCCCCCCUCUCGCGCACGUCAACGUCCGUCGUCGCGCGCGCUAGCUUGCCUUGCCUUGCGCGUGGUGCGACUCAGUUUCGUUGGCGCACCGUUGCGUGGUGAGCGGGUGAUCUGCCGCCGCCGUCGCCGCCGCACGAGAGCGAGCGAGCGAGCGCCCGUGUCCGGUCUGCGCCGAGCCGAGGUUGUGCCGUCGUUACGAAGCGCGAGCGCGGCCACGCGUGCACGCAGCGCGGUUUCUCCCGUCGAGCCCGAGCGCGCAGCGACUGCACGGCGACGUCGCGCGUCCCCUCGCGCGCGCGAGCGAUGACCGCGUGAGGACCGCGCACGGGGAAGCGAGCGCGGUCGGAUCGCCGACGAGGACGAGGACGACGACACCCGCGGUGGCGCGCGCGCGGCGACGCAUCUCCUCGACGAUGGGCCUGCGAGGGCGGCAUUGAAGGGACACGGCUCCCCCCUCCCCGGGAAGAGGUUGGAUCGCCGUACCGGAGGACGAGAGCGGCGCGUGCGAGGGGCGGCGGCAGCGUUCGGGGAAAGGGCGGAAUUCGCCACCACCGCGAAGGCAAAGGGAAGUCGGAGUGCUCGCGUACCCUCUCGCGAGACGCCGCGCACGCCCCGACCGGCUGUCACGACCGCCAUGUUACCCCGGAGCAGGAGCAGCAUCAACGACAGCAACGAUGUCGCAUCGUGCGCGCGGCCGUUGGCGCCGCUGCUCUUCUGCCUCCUCGUGAUCGGCGCGGCCGGCCUCGAUGAAUCCGUUAUAGAAAAAUCUGAGGCAGCGGCGGAGCCGAAGAUUGAACGAACAGCGCUGCUGGACAUCAGAUCGUCGCAGGACAUCGGGGGUAUAGAGGCGGGCAGCACGCCAUCGCUAGUAUGCAAGCUCAGCGUACCGGGCCAGAUCUGGUGGAGCACCGGCGGCAGGAAUCUCACCACCAUCAAGGACUUCGAGUUCAUGGGGCGGCUCGACAUCAAGAAGGCCAGCAGAAACGACACGGGCGACUACAAGUGCUCGGCGAAGACCGCCAGCGGCGAAUUGCUCGAGAAAAAUAUCCAUAUCAGAGUGAUAGAGCCCGGCAAAAUAAUGUCCGACGGCGACGUGAGAGCGAAAGUCAUGGAAGCGGCGAGCUUAACGUGCCGCGUACACGGUUACCCGUUAUCCCAGUUUGUCUGGUUGAAGGGAAACGAUUCGGAGAGCAGCGAGCACUUGAAAAACUUCACCAGCGUCGCACAGAUAAACGAAACCUACACUGUCUUGACCCUAGAGUUCAAGAGCUUGGCACGUAAGGACAACGGCACGUACGUGUGUCAGGCAAACGAUUACAACGGAAUAGUGAGCGCGUCGGCGCACCUAUUCGUCAUCGAUGUGCCAAAAGUGAGCAUAGACUUCAUGAAGGCGGUUGGCGCCGGGAGUAUAUUUUUAAAUUGGACCGUCAACGACGGCAACGAGCCAAUCAAGAAGUACUUCAUCCAGCACAUGAAGAACGGCACGGAUCAGCGUCAGUACUACGCCGAGCAGAUCGGCGGCGGUAAUUCGAGUUACGUUCUCAAGGGAUUCGAAAGUGGUACCGCGUAUCAGAUCGGCAUCAGCGCCACGAACGUGGUGGGCGCGUCGUACAUGCAGUUGGAUCCGCGGUGGAUCACCACGCUUGAGAAAGAUCCGAUCUUCGUGCCAAAAGUGUCCGUAAACGGCGUGACGGAAAAUUCGAUCACGAUAGGCUGGACUCUACCACCGCCGGAUUUAAAGGAACACGUGCACUACUAUAAUCUAAUGGCUACUCACGCCGAUCAGAAGAGGGAAGCGGUAUAUCCCGCCCAGCCGUUUACCGUGUACGCGUUCGUGGAUCUUGAUCCGGCGACGACGUACAAAUUCAAAAUAGCCGCCUGCAGCGAGUACACGAAGCAAUGUGGCAAUUGGAGCGCCGAGGUAAACGGCACUACGCUGGACGGAGUGGCGAGUCCUCCGAAGAAUCUGACUGUGAAUUGCCGUUACGACAAUAUAAGCAGCUCUAGCUUCAUCUCCAUCACGUGGGAACAUCCGGAGAAACCCAAUGGCAUUAUACAGCGAUACAAUAUACAGCUGAAUGGCGUGGCGAGAUUUAAGAAUGACAUGGGACGCGUGGAUAUCGAUAGCUUUGGACCGCCUUCUUGGAGCGUUAAGAGGAAUAGCACGCGGUACAAUCAGAUACCUCCCAAUACUAAUUAUACGAUUCGGGUGCACGGAGUGACCAGAUCCCGCACCCCCGGCAAGGACGCCGUUGGCAACUGCACCGCCCCGGUCACGGUUCCGGAUCGCGACAGCAUGAACAUGCGUAGCUGGCGUAAGAUCGAGAACCAAGGCAAGCACCUGUUCAAGCUCUACCUACCGCGCAUCUCCGAGCGAAACGGCCCGAUCUGCUGCUACCGUAUCUACCUAGUGAAACUGCCGCCGCAGAAGACGGUCAGCGAUUUGCCGCCACCGGAGGAGAUCAAUGUGUACUCUUAUCACUACGUGCACAGUACGCCUGCCGGCGGUGCUUACAUUGCCGAGACGUUCGACAGCGAUCAACUGUUGACCGAGGUCUUUCUCGGCGACGGCGAGUCGUCCAGCGGCGACGCGAUGUGCAACAAGUGCAUUGGCCUGCGGCCCAAGCCGGCGCCGCCGUUGCUUCACCUCGUCCCGGAAGUUCAGACAACGGUCGCCUCGAACAACGUGACCAGCACCGUCACUACUACGACAUCAGCAACCACGUCGACGUCGACGUCAUCCGCGAGCACCAGCAGCAGUAACAGCACAAUCGGCAACACGUUCACCGCGUCGACGACGACUGCCAGUACUGCAAUAGUGGAUACAACUACAGCUGUGCCAGCGGUCAAUGCGACGGAGAAGACGAAGAGGCAGAAGAGAGAUAACUCAUCUGUGCAGAAGACGUCGGUGGACGGACCCGGGGAGCCUAGCUUGUCGCCUCACGACGGUUUCCUCGACGAGACGGCAAACUACACCGGUUUCAUCGAAGUUAUUGUGUUCGGUAGUCACAAGGAUCAGUUUCUACCGGCUUACAGUAGUUAUUUCCAUCCUCUCUACGGCGGAGUGGAACCCCUCGGUGUAACAGCCGCGGAGGCGUCUACUAUUAAAGAGGUGAUAGUACAACUCUUCAUCGCCCUGAUUUUAACGCUCAUGUUCCUGUUCCUCGCGCUCUUUCUGGUGUACAAAUACACGAAGCGCGCACAAGAAAGGGAGGAAGUGAUAACGUUACGCAACAGUUUCAGUUUGUACAGGCAUCUCUGCAGGAGCUUGACAGGCAGACACCAGCUUGUAGCGGCGAGUCCGCCGGACAUGCCGCCCGUACCCAAGGGUGAUCUGCUGCAAGCGUACCUAGAACGCCAUCGGGACUCGGACUAUGGCUUUCAGCAUGAAUUCGAGUUGUUGCCCGACCGAUUCACGGACAGGACAACGCGUGCGUCCGAGGCGCAAGAGAACCUCUUCAAGAAUCGUUAUCCGGACAUCAAGUGUUACGAUCAGACGAGAGUACGCCUGACGCUGUUGGACGGUAUCUGCGGCUCGGACUACAUUAACGCCAACUUCGUCCUCGGCUACAAGGAACGUAAGAAGUUUAUCUGCGCUCAAGGACCGAUGGAGAACACCGUGUGCGACUUCUGGCGCAUGAUCUGGGAGCAACAUCUCGAGCUGAUCCUCAUGCUCACGAACCUCGAGGAAUACUCGAAGACCAAGUGCGCAAAAUAUUGGCCGGACAAGCUGUUCGGCGAGCCGAAGAACUUCGGCGACAUCACGGUGGAGCACGUCAAGGAGCGCACUUACUCGGAUUACGUGGUGCGCGAGCUCAGGAUGACACGGCUAGGGGAGCGGGACGCGCGCACGAUCGUGCAGUAUCACUUCCUCGUGUGGAAAGAUUUUGUCGCGCCGGAGCAUCCGCACGCCAUCCUCCGUUUCAUUAAGCGCGUAAACGAGGCGUACUCGCUGGAGAAGGGACCGAUCCUGGUGCACUGCAGUGCCGGCGUGGGUCGCACCGGCACGCUCGUAGCGUUGGACUCGCUGCUGCAGCAGCUGACCGAGGAGGGUCAGGUAUCCAUCUUCAACACCGUGUGCGACCUGCGGCAUCAGCGCAACUUCCUCGUGCAAUCUCUCAAGCAGUACAUUUUCAUCUAUCGCGCGCUCAUGGAGAUGGCACAGUACGGCGACACGGAGAUUUCGGCGCCUCAGCUCAAGACCACAGUCGCCAAACUUAGGCAGCGUGACAGUGGCAAGGAAAAGUGCAAGAUGGAGGAGGAUUACGAUAAAAUUAGUUCAGUACUGGAAGAUAGGAAGUCCGUCUCGGUCGGUGGCGGAGAGGAAAAUAGAUCGAAGAACAGAAGCGAAUCGGUGAUACCGUACGACAGAAACCGCGUGAUACUUACUCCGGUCUCGGGCAGGGAACACUCGACGUACAUAAACGCGUCAUUCAUUGAAGGCUAUGAUAAUACCGAGUCAUUCAUCAUCACGCAAGAUCCCCUCGAGGCCACCAUAACGGAUUUUUGGCGAAUGAUCUCGGAACAAUGCAUUUCCACAAUAGUUAUGUUAUCCGAUUUAAACGAAGGUCCACGGAAGUUUUUGCGCUAUUGGCCCGACGAGGAGACCGAUUACGGUCACAUAAGGGUCCGCUACAUCCACGGCGAAAGCUGUCCGUAUUACACGCGUCGUGAGUUUUGCGUUUUAAAUACAAAGACUGACGAGAGCGGGAUCGUGAAACAGUAUCAGUAUCAUGGUUGGCCAACGGUGGAGGGUGAAGUACCUGAAGUGACGCGCGGUCUCAUCGAGCUCGUCGAUCAGACGCUGACAAACGACGUCGAGACGAGCGGCUCGCUGGUCGUGCACUGCAGCUACGGGUCGGAUCGGAGUUCCAUGUUCGUGGCGCUUAGCAUACUCGUCCAGCAGUUGCGCAUCGAGAAACGCGUGGACAUCUUCACGACGACGAAGAAACUCCGCUCGCAGCGGCAAGGCAUGAUAAGCACCUUCGCGCAAUACGAGUUUCUUCAUCGCGCCAUAGUGAAUUACUCGGAUCUUCACAAGUUGGCCGACGACGAGCCGGUGUCAUAAUGUCUGAAGACUAGCAAAAAGCGAGAUUAGAUUGUUUUAAAUACUCUUUUUCUGGGCGGACAAGUGCGCGAGGACGUUCCGUGACGAUCGUGAGUGCCCCACGGAGGAUCCACGAACGUUCGAGCAGCUGUAUAUCGCCCCUACCAAAGAUGAACGAGCAUCAAGAUUGAAGAUCAUUGACAUCAUCGUCAUUAUCAUCACACAUCUACUAUCACCGUCAUCAUCGUUAUCACCAUCAUCGAGGCGAAUUCAUUGCGUUGCAUGCGACUUUGGAGACUCUUUGUACAUAAUAUGCCUGCAGAUUUUGCAUGUGGUGAUCGUAACAGUAGAACCGGAACCAUUUAGCGGAGAUUGAUGACUGAUGAAAUCGAUCCAAAGGCGAUUCCAUUACGCGCAGAGAGGUCUGAUUGUUCGUUAGUCGGAAUCGCAUAGUGCAGUGUGUGUGUCACGAGACUAUUACAGAAGCUUAUUUUUAUCGGUAGUCUAAUGGUCCAGUUGGGGAGUAUGUAUCGUAAUAAUGCAUCCACGGUGCGUCGAACUUUCAAUGCAUCGAGAUCCCGACCGUUCGGUAGAGGAGAGGUCACGCUCGACGGAAGGGAGGGUCGUCGGAGCUCUCGAUACGACUGUACAGCGAAAACUCGGCGCGAGGUAACGGGUGUGUUUGUAUAGGUAUGACUACGUAUAUAUAUAUAUACACACACAUAUAUAUAUAUGUUCUUCUGACGAGUGUACAACGCGGCGCGGAGCCUCGCUCAGCCGCUUCGUUCCUUCGUGAAGUGGUGAACGAUGAGAGGCUCGACGCACCGCGAUUCUUCGCACAAUCUGAAAAUCCGUUUGCAGACACUUCUCCGAAGUUCCCAUCGACAUAUGUUAUCCUGACGUUUGCUACAGAUCGUCCUUUCUCUUGAAGCGAACGCAACGAGGCAAGGUAAAACGAUUACACAAUCUCGUUCACGAUCGGGAGCAAGCUUCGUUCGGAAGCGGCGUUUCUCCCGCGACAACGCGAGAUCUGCUGUAAUAUUGAUGAGUAAUAUUAGUGAUUACGCGCGCGUUUUUGCGUAUAUUUAUAUAUGUUCUUCUUCUGACUAUGUAUGCGUUUAUUAUCGCGAUAUAUUAUCUGCGUAUCUCGUGCGCUGAUUUCUCUUCUCGAAAGGAAAGACUGAUAAUCUUACUCAGUUCGAAAUACGCGACUAAAGCACGUUACGUCGUUUGCACAACAUUGACAUUUCGCUGUGAAUCGUAAUAUUGUCUGACUAGAGGGACGAAGGAGGUAAAGAUAGUCGUUGACUUUUUUUCUUUACUUUCCAUACUUGGGAAAUAAUUACCGAUAGAAUACGCGAUGUGCUUCUUUCGCGCGUGACGAUACGGGGAUUAUAUUUGCCAAGUCGAGUACUAAAUGGGCUAGGCAAACUGUCAUAUAGAAUGAUAGAUAUUAUUUUAAACAAAUUGCAAAAACCUUUCGAAAGCAUAUUCCGGAAACGCAAGGCACGAAAAUGAUCCAAGAUCCGAGAUAAUCUCGAGAAUUUCAUUAAUAAACAAUGAUACAUGGAUAGAAAACGGUACUCGAGGCGUAUUUAAUAAUUAGCGCGCGUUCAAGAUAUCGUCUAGCCCUGUGUGAGAAAAGACGACGGCGGAACAACCGGUCGAUAUAGACAAAGGAAGGGAAAGAGAAAUUUAAGUGAAAUUAUAGAUUAAGUGAUUAAAGAGAGAAAAGGAUGGAAUUACACGUUUACUUCUUUCGCGCGCUCGUUCAGUUCUAGUCAAGUUUAUAAACUCCAGCACGUGCGUUGCCAGGCCAUAGCCUUUUACAGGGGGCAGGAGACAAUCAUGUUAAUUACGAUUCGCACCGCGUCGUCCGAUUAUUUCCUUUUUCUUUCCUUCUUCGCAGGUAUGAGUUUCAUUCCAUUUUGAUCGGGGGUUCUCCGAUAGGAGAUACGAAGUUACGUAAUCGUCUAUUUCAUUUUUUAAUUGCACGAGCUUUUUGUUUAAAUAAAAUCUAAACCUUGCAGGGUGAUUUAUACUUCUUUCUCCAAAAAAGGACGUCCAAAAAAGGAAAGAAAUUUACAAGUUUAACUCUAACACAUCCGAUCCUAGCGAUAUCAUCGUGACUCAUAUUUGGAGGGCCCCAAAUUUCAACAUUAAACGCGCUGGAUAGAUCUAUCCCGCCCUAUUAUGCGACAAAUAGAUAUAUUUUAAUUUUUAGUCGUUACCGCAUUAAUAACUCGCUUCGAUUAUGUUAUAGUUGAUAGAGAGCCUCUAGAAAAAUAGCAUUCUUGCGCGCGCCGCCUGUAUUUAUAUAUAUAUAAAUAUAUAUAAAUAUAUAUACAUAUAUAUAUAUAAAACAUUGUUAUACUACCGCCUAUCGCUGUUGCUACUUGUAUCGAUGAAUGGUGUGACAAUACUUGUUUCGUGCUCCUUUUAAUAUAUCCGUUGUUAUUACGUGCGUUUUCUAUAAGAUCACGCAACGUUUUGUUUCAUUUUAAUUAACUUUAACAUCUGACGUAAUUGUUCUGUACUUCCUGGAUUAGAUUUUCUCGCACAGCAAUUACACAAAUGACUCCAUAAGCAUAUUGAGUCAUGCGAAUAAAGGUGAAGCAAAUAUUCUCGACGGGAGACGGCAGAAAUAUUUAUUAUCGUUACAAAUCUUUUAACAUGUUUUUAUCUUCAUGACGUAAUUAUUAUAAUAACGCUGAUACGGAGAUCAUUAAUAAUUUUUCGUAAUAACAUAUUUCAGGCAUUUUUCUCCGCGACAGAGAUACUUUACUGCACAUUUACUCACGUGGCUCGUCAAUUGUGACUUCCUAUUAUUUACAGCAAUUGAAUUACAUUAUAAAGCGUUGAUCCUGUCGCGAUCGAUUAGCAGUCGAACAGUUGUGACUGUUAUUGCAAACGUACCUUCCACACACUUAGUAUUUUAUUUUAUUGCGUCACGCUUGAUUAUUGUAGCGUUGCAAUACACGUCACGCGGACCGAAAAUCCUCGACCUGCGAUCAAGCGUAGUUUCUUGUACUUGUCUCUAAUAAGUUAUAUAUAUAUAUAUAAUUUGUAAUCUCCAACGCCUAAUUGACGCGAAUGUGGGAGAAGGCGACUCCUACGAAGCCGGAUUCUGCUGAUAGCACUCAACUCCUCGCGCACGAUCCGUGUGAUAUACCUCGUCGAGAAUUAACGUUUGUAUCGAUCCGAUUUCGAGAUAUCUCUUCUGUAUACUGAUCACGAUUCUCGUAGAAUCGUUUAGAGAUAAGCGAAAGAGAUCAUUCCGCAGAGAUCUUUCGGCAAAACAGCCGACGUACUAUUUAACUACAGAUCGGCGAGAAAGUUAAGCCUAAGAAUUAAAUUUGUAAUGGAUGACGAGAAAAGUUAUAAACAAACUUGAACGCCACCAGAACACCAGACAAACCUACGAAAAACAAUCGAGUCGAAAAAUCGAUCUGUGAAGCUAAUCUUUGAAAUCAGAGGUUGUUUAAACUUUUUAAUUUUUCUUCUACCUCUCUUGACUUUAAUUGCUUGAAUUUCUUAACUUUUAAUUGAUUCAAGUAAUUUAUAACACAUUUUUAAACACGUCCCAUGGUAAAUAAUUUCUUAUUCAGUCUCUGAAUUCGAAGAUUAGAAAUUGAAUUUUCUGUAAUAAUGAUGCUUUUUAUUAAUUUUGUAUCCUACGUAUCUCUUUUUAUACGUAUAUGUUUUAUAAUAGAUUUGACGAAUUGCAAUUUUACAUGUAAAUUUCGUACCAAUUCUUUUAUCCGAAUAUAUAAAUACUUCUAUACAUUUGUAAACUUUUGUUUUUUUUUUAUUUCUGGGUGAUAUAUUUUUGUAGCCUUUGUUCGAGUGGGAUUUACGUUCUUUUCUGAAUUCACGAUGCAGUUUCAAGUAGGACGACACGACACCGGAAAAAUGCCGGAACGGAUGAAACUAACUAUGAUUCCGUUAUACUACAACAAACGUACAAACAAGCCUCGAACAAACGUACUUUCAUUCGCGAGAGGAAGAAAUGGAAACCACACGCAUUACUAAGAAGUAAGAUUUGGAUACGAUAAUACAUAAUUAUUAUGUAUUAAUAAUAAUCGUCAUUAGCACAAUAAUAAUACUGUUUUGAUAAAAUGAAGUGUACGACGUCAACCCUUCCUGGUUACGCGUGGUUUCGCUGCGGGCCGAUAAACCACACGCGCUGCUCGACUGUUGCCACAAAUGUAACUCUAUUUUUACAUUUAAGAUUUUUACACUCGAAAGACGAACAGAACGCAACUGCUCAUCCGAGGAAAAGCGAUGGUUUGUUUAUUCGGAACGAAGCCUCCGAAGGCGGGUUUCAUCGAAUCCCGGUGUGGCCAGGAAGCCUGGAGCGAACUAUUCAUGACUGGCGAUGAGGUUCGAUACGCGGAUAAUAUGCUCAUCUACUUGCAAACUGAUAAUUAAUAGACUCGAGAUAUCCACUGGUAUCACAUGUGUGCAAGAUUGCGUUAAUGUUUAACGAUACAAGGCCUACUAACGUGAGGGUGAAGGGGGACGAGUAGACGAUUUCCUCAUCGCUCUACGAUAUUCGCGCACUCUGUCUCGUUUUAGUCGGCUGCAAAUGGACAUUUCUUUAAAAUUAUCCGUAACAACAUCUGGCCUAAUUUCUUCUUACACUUAAUACAUUUUACAAAAUUUGGAUAAAUUUUAAUAUAUUAUUAAAUAUUGAAAUAUAUUGAUAAUUGUGAAAGAAAAUCUCAAGAUGCCAAAAUGUUACAUUUUUAACACACAAAUAUGAUUUAUUAAUUUCCAUAGUCCUUUUUGUAUUACAAGUUUAUGAAAAAGUACGAAAUAAUGAACGAUAUUUAUUUGCGUAGCUAUCAUUUAAUUUUGACGGAUAAAAGGACGCAAACAGUGCUACUUCGUCCCGCCUUUCAUACUAUCAUAUAUCGAUUAAUACGAGAACAUCUCGAAUCGCGAAUCAACGAAAUAUUAUAAAUCGUAUUAGCUACAAGUUACGUGCCAAUCUUGUCUUAAUCAUAAUUAACUAGCUGUUUCAUCCUUCGUUAUCACGACAAUUACAAGUAAACCAAAAAAGGGCAUAGCAUUCGUAAUCCUAGAGUGUAUUAAUCAUAAUUAUUGAACCAAUGUAUAUCUUUCACAGAUUAUCCCGCGAGUAUAAAUAUCAUUAAUAUCCAUGUAACUUUAGAAAGUGACUUAGGUAAUUAUUUUUCAGUCGUCUCAUUCAAGAUUCGAGAUAUUCCCUGACAAGAGUGAUAACUCCCGUGCGUUACAGGUGCACACGCACCAUCACGUAAUCGGCUGGAACGCGUUGCACGAAUGACAGAGGAGCGUAUCCUGUAAGGACGUGUGCGUGACGUGUAUUAUAUAUUUAAGAAAUCCACAUGGAUCAAAGGAGACGGCGGUUAAAUAUAAAAGAAAACAAAGUCAAUGUGCAAAGCAAAGAAUGUCGCAUAGAUAAAUUCAUUUGGAGAGCAACGGUGCGUUACGACACAACAAAUCUACAUCCAUAAUGCGGUGUACCGCAUCCUUUACCGCAGAUUUUUAAAUCACACCGCUAGAGCUCAUAAUUAAAAAUCUUCUUUCUCCGUCUUUAUUGUGUGACUGUGGAAAAGCACUUAACGGAAUUCAUUCGAUUCGACCCAACUCGUAAAUUCAUGACUUCUUAAAUGCAGAUUUAAGAGCAGCGAUCUCAUGCGAAAGCUGUAAGCCAUCACCGCCGUCUCCGUCUGUUCGUCGACUAUCGAUAGGCUCGAAUUUUGUAAAUUAACUUAACGGUUAAAAUAGCAGGCGGAAAAUUAAUACCGCCGCGUAUUAAUAUUAACAAUUACGUUCGUACGUGAUUACAAUUAUAAGAAACAUUUGCAUAUAUAGUCUUAGAUUUUGUAUGAUACUCACACAGAGGAGAGAAGACAAGGUGGAUCACGCUGAAAGAUCGAUAUCUGUGAGAUAUUAAGUGUACUGAUAAGGAUCGAGUAAUUAACGUGCAUACGGGAUUAAGACCAGAAGAUGUCCAGACACGCGUAAUCAUGUGAGUUUCGCUCUCGGAGAGUAAAACUUGCAAAAGUGCGUACCGAACCAGCGGAUUGCGCUCAUCAUCGAAUCAUUCUUUUGUAUGAAAAGUUGUAAAGCAAUAUCGGUAACAGUGCACUCGAUGUGAAAGGAAAUACAUGACACAAUAAUGAGCUGUA